Messenger RNA from Aspergillus aculeatinus CBS 121060, 570 nucleotides. RefSeq lists its product as uncharacterized. Gene Ontology annotation, molecular function: ATPase inhibitor activity. Gene Ontology annotation, biological process: negative regulation of ATP-dependent activity. Gene Ontology annotation, cellular component: mitochondrion. The record is from RefSeq and is a predicted model, not a curated record. Bases 223 to 534 code for a protein of 103 amino acids. NCBI's taxonomy places the organism in Eukaryota, Fungi, Ascomycota, Eurotiomycetes, Eurotiales, Aspergillaceae. The transcript has 4 exons.
GCAGUGGGAAGUUAGGUAAUCCAGCACGAAAGUACCACCAGCCCAAAGUACUACAAGUACCUGAGCAAAGCUCGCCUCACGCUGCAUCGUCUCAUGUACCUUGUCUUGUCACGAUCACCAUCUGACACAUCCUCCUCCUCCCGAUAACUAACUUCACAUCUUCCACCCCCUCCUCACUCCUCACAUCCCCAACCACUUCCCGCUCAGCCCAACUCAAUCACCAUGCUCCGCCAAUCCAUCACCAAGCCUCUCACCAGCACUGUCAUCAGCCGCUCCUUCUCUGCUCUUGCCCCCAGAAUGGGUGCAGGUGAUACCGGUGCUCCCCGCGCUGGCGGCGUUCAGUCAGGUGACUCUUUCACCAAGCGUGAAGCCGCCCAGGAAGGCCGUUACAUCCACGAGAAGGAAUUGGAGAAACCUACAAUCAACAGGCUCCAGAAGCUAAAAGCGAGCAUCAAGGCUCAGCGUGAACACCUUGACAAGCUCGACGAGCACAUCGACGAGAUCACCAAGGAUCAGGGCGGCGAGCAGAACUAGAUUUGCGUGCACAGCACACUUCCCAAUACCCCAACA